AUGGCUUUCCGAUUCUUACUGUCCGCUCUUCUGCUUGUUCUCGCCGUCAUCUGCUCCGGAAUCUCAGCCCGUGGACUACCAUAUGAUGUCGAUGCACUGCCAAUGUCUGAUUAUCGCAUGGAGCCAUACGGCAUGUUUGCUCCCGCAGUUGGAGCUGGAGUUAAUGGUCCGCAUAAGCGCGUACCAUCAGCCGGAGAUAUGAUGGUUCGGUUUGGAAAACGUUCAGCUUAA
Molecule: messenger RNA, 231 nt
Organism: Auanema sp. JU1783
Lineage: Eukaryota; Metazoa; Nematoda; Chromadorea; Rhabditida; Rhabditidae
Source: the annotation of a GenBank genome assembly